AUGGCGUCUAAAGAACCCGAAAUUACCCUGUACUUUCUCGGCGCCAGUCGCGCUAUCCGCAUCGCCUGGCUGCUCGAGGAACUGUCUUUGCCGUACGAACUGGUAUCCUCGCCGCGAGCAUCAAAUGGCCUUGCUCCGCCGGAGUUCAAGGCGAAGAUCCCCACAAAACUAGGAAAGAGUCCGGUCAUCAAAGAUGGCAAUAUCGUGAUACAGGAAAGUGCCGCGAUCGCAGAGUAUAUCUGUGAAACAUACGAUACUUCAUGUCGGUUACUCCCCAAAGAACCAGCCGCUAGAGCGAAAGUCAGGGAAUGGAUGUCCGCUGCAGAAGGAACGUUUAUGAUCCACGGGCUCGCUAUUCUUUACGCGCGAUGGAGUCUUCCAGAACCAGCUAAAGAGUAUCUCCCGGAAAUGGAGAAGGGUUUGUCGACGAAUGUGCACAACGACUUUGAUUGGUUUGAGUCAGAACUUGAGGGCAAAGAGUACCUUGUUGGCAAGACCGUGACGGCUGCUGAUAUCCUCAUGGGUUUUAAUAUCGAGUUCAUCUUUGCGAGGAAGUUAGGUACUGAGGGUGGGGAUUGGCCAAAUGUGACGAAGUGGUUGAGUAGGGUACAGCAACGGGAGGCUUAUAAGAAGGCGGUGGAAAAGUCGGGAUAUUCUUUGUAA
Molecule: messenger RNA, 663 nt
Organism: Exophiala viscosa
Lineage: Eukaryota; Fungi; Ascomycota; Eurotiomycetes; Chaetothyriales; Herpotrichiellaceae
Product: glutathione S-transferase
Exons: 3
Coding region: 1-663 (220 amino acids)
Source: RefSeq, a predicted model, not a curated record